AUGCUGAACUGCUCUCGACCAGACCCGCCCUCCCUGCUGGAGGCUCUCCAACCGGUCUUCAACCUGAGCUCCAUUCGACCUGUCAUGGAUUUGUCCAACCCCACUAAUGUCAGCAUCGACUUCACCCUGUUUGGCAUUUUGGGGGUGGAUGAGAAGGCCCAAGUCCUGAAAACGUUUAUUUGGCAGGAAUUAGAAUGGAGAAAUAACUUCGUCCGCUGGGACCCACAACAGUGCGGUUCUACAUGGAUUACAAUUCCCAGGAAACUGCUCUGGGUACCAGACGUGGUCAUCAAUGAAUUUAUGGAGAAGAACUCAGCUCCGUUCGUCCCAUACAGCUAUCUGUUUCAUGACGGCUUGGUGAUCGAUAAACAGCCUGUCAAAGUCAUCAGCUCCUGCAGGCUCGAUAUCUACACGUUUCCAUUUGACAUCCAGAACUGCAGUUUAAGCUUCAACCCCUACUUACACCACCUAAAAGAUGUGCGACUUAACGUCUCAUCAACUGUAGAGGACAUUUUUAAAAACUCCAAAGAAGUGAUGACAACUAUGGGCGAGUGGGAACUGGUUGGAAUCGCAGUGAAGAUAUCUGAAAUACCAACUGGUGAUGAAUAUUACCACGAGAUUCGCUUCUUUGUGUCAGUGAGGCGCCGGGCCACCCUGUAUGUGGUGAACCUGCUGAUCCCCAGCUGCUUCCUCAUCACAGUGGACCUCUUCAGCUUUCUUCUGCCUCCCAAGAGCGUCGACAGGUCCUUGUUCAAGAUGACCCUCAUCCUGGGCUACACCGUCUUCCUGCUCAUCAUGAACGACAUGCUGCCUGUCACUGGAAACACCAUACCUCUCAUAAAUGUGUUCCUGUGUCUGUGUCUGUCUCUGAUGGUGGCGAGUCUACUGGAGACUAUCGUCAUCACCAACCUGCUGUGUGGCUCUGCUCACUACUCUCCAGUCCCUCGCUGGGUCCGAGUGUUUGUCAUUCACAUCCUGGGCCGCCUGGUGUGGCUUCCUCCAAAGCCUGGAGACCUAGAGGACACGGUCAUCCAAAAUCCUGCUGCACAAGAAAUGAAAGUGUCCUCUCUGGUGGUGGAGGACAGGGGGGCUUCAGAACAGAGGGGAUCGCUGGAUGGGGACAAGGCCCUGCAGGAGCUGAGGAGCCUGGGUAGGGACCUCCAGGCCAUCUCCCUCCAGGUGAAGCAGCAGCUGGUUGGAAGCCAGAGCUCAGAGGAGUGGAUCCAGUUGGGUUUCAUCAUCGACCGCCUGCUGUUCGGCCUCUACAUCCUCUUCAUAUCAGUCAGCUUCAUUACCAUCACCAUCAUGUGGUGGCAGUCGUACAGCACAUCUGGAUUAUGA
Molecule: messenger RNA, 1341 nt
Organism: Epinephelus fuscoguttatus (brown-marbled grouper)
Lineage: Eukaryota; Metazoa; Chordata; Actinopteri; Perciformes; Serranidae
Product: 5-hydroxytryptamine receptor 3A-like
Exons: 8
Coding region: 1-1341 (446 amino acids)
Biological process (GO): chemical synaptic transmission; monoatomic ion transmembrane transport; signal transduction
Cellular component (GO): membrane; synapse; neuron projection
Molecular function (GO): neurotransmitter receptor activity; extracellular ligand-gated monoatomic ion channel activity; transmembrane signaling receptor activity
Source: RefSeq, a predicted model, not a curated record